Messenger RNA from Necator americanus (New World hookworm), 801 nucleotides. RefSeq lists its product as uncharacterized. Gene Ontology annotation, biological process: chromatin remodeling. The record is from RefSeq and is a predicted model, not a curated record. The transcript has a single exon. Bases 1 to 801 code for a protein of 266 amino acids. Lineage: Eukaryota; Metazoa; Nematoda; Chromadorea; Rhabditida; Ancylostomatidae. Gene Ontology annotation, cellular component: nucleus.
AUGAAUGACGGUACACUCGUCAUUCGUGGAGAGAAGGUUCCGUCGCGAAACGUAGGCGGUGUUGGUUUUGUUGUGCACCCAUCUGUCGUCCAUCUUGUCGAUUCUCACGAGAUCCUGUCACCUCGUUUGGCCAUUCUUCGCCUCCGCCCUCUGCGCCAAAAACCCAUCAGUAUCAUCAACUGCUACUCACCAACAUCAGCAGCUGAUGAUUCCGAAUUGGACGCGUUUUACGAGGAGCUGGAGGAAGUAGUCCGCAAUGAGAAGUCCUUCUACAAAUUCGUUGUCAGAGUCUUCAACGCAAAACUAGGAAAGGCCACAGAAGAGGAAUACAGGAUUGGAAGAUUUGGAUUAGGGGAUCGGAAUGAAAAUGGCAAUCGUCUCGCCGGGCUGUUGUCCGCCGCUCGCCUCUUUCAUGGGAACUCUCUUUUCAUGAAAAAAAAUCAUCGUCGGUGGACAUGGGAAUCGCCCAAUGGCGCGACUCGUGCGGAGAUCGACCACAUACUCACCAACCGGAGGUGGUGUCUACUUGACUUCUCAGUAGCACCAUCCUUUUGUAGUGGUUCUGAUCACCGUCUCCUUCGUGCAAAAAUACGACUUAGCAACACGAUGGAAAAGAACAUCUGCUAUCGGCAAAGAAGGGGAAAAGAAGUUGUCUACAACGAUUGCAUACUCGAGUACUCCUUGUUCCAAGGUGACUGGCACAUCGAGGAGGACCCAAACGUGGACUACGAGAUGUUGCUCAGAGGAUUACGAGCUUGUGCUGAACGUGCCUCGAAGCCGCGCACGACAAACUUGGAUUGA